AAAUAGGCGUAAAAUGUAACGUGGGAUUUACCUUCGAAAUAAUCCACCGGUAAACCCAUUUUAGUGAAACGCUGCGUUUUGGUCAUCCACAACGAGUGAUCGUCGGAUUUAUCCUCCGGUAAAUCCGACGGUAAUGAACCCUAAAAUUCAAAGUGCAAACCCCUCUCCCCCUUCAAUUCGAAACUACUCUCUCUCUCUCUAACCUCUCUUCUCCCUUUCUCUCUCUAGCCAUGUCUGAACAUUGCCGACGCCGUCAACCCACCGCCGCCACCGAUAAACAUGCCUCCCUCUCUUUGCACCUCUCAUUUUCCGUGACAUCUCCAUUUCAUCCACCGUUGCAAACCCUAGCCUCCGUUGCAGUCGCCGCUCUUCUCACCACUGACGAGCGCCGUUUUUUGCAUCGCCAUCUUCAUCAUCCGCCGCCAGGUCCAGCUUCGUCGUUGUCUACCAGGUCCAGAGAUAGAUCGAGUGGGUCUUGUGGUUGUUGUAGAGGGAGGGUUUCCACCAAAUUCCUAGGGACUAUUCAGUCAUUGCCCUCUACCCUGCCUACCCCGUCAACCCCUAUGACAUCACAGGCGGGUCCAUCAGACCGGCAGUUUUAUCAUGGUCCAAACCUGAACUACGUGUCUCCUUCUGUUACACCCUUUGCAGAUCCAGUGAUAAAGCCUGCGGUGGGUGAUUCCUCCAGUACCCCCCAGCAGGAUGCCUUUCCACCACCGCCUAUCAUCCGGAUGAGGAUUUGGCCCGAUGACAUGCAGCCAUGAGUACAUUCAAUUUUUUAAUAUUAAGCUUGUUAAUCUUAUGUUUAUGUAUCUCUAUGUGUUUGUUAAUGUUAGAUUUUUUUCUCUGAUAGGUUUGCACCAAACUCCAAUGCUUGCACAUAGGAGAUCUCUGAGGUCAUUAAGUCAAUAUACGACCACCCGUGGCUGAACUACACGAAGAUCUCGGCUAAGACCAGAUAGUGAUGGUUUCAGAAGUAGGCGAUAAGAACCCAAUAAUGUUGAUGUAUUUUAUACCGACUAACUAAUGUUGUUGAAUCACUUUGUGUAGUUGAAAUUCAUAUGGGAUGCAGAACAUAAUCUCAUGAUCAGAAAGAUCUACGACCACCAGGCAGCUAAAUGACUUCAACAGAUGAUAAGCGACGUUCGUCAAGGGUGCGACACCUAACGACCUGGAUCCGUCCAUCCAUCAAGAAGGAACUAGACGCCCAUUUUAGAAAUGAUAAGGGGUUUAAGCGUCGCUGUCUGACAAACGUCGCUAACAGGGCUUCACUCAGGUCGUCGAAGUAUAUGGGUAGGUUAACGACCUUCAUAAAGACGAUGAGC
Molecule: messenger RNA, 1325 nt
Organism: Arachis ipaensis
Lineage: Eukaryota; Viridiplantae; Streptophyta; Magnoliopsida; Fabales; Fabaceae
Source: RefSeq, a predicted model, not a curated record